This is a messenger RNA of Dibothriocephalus latus, 720 nucleotides long. NCBI's taxonomy places the organism in Eukaryota, Metazoa, Platyhelminthes, Cestoda, Diphyllobothriidea, Diphyllobothriidae. The record is from the annotation of a GenBank genome assembly.
CACUCAAAUCCCGGUGGACCACCCUGCCCUACUGCAUUUAUUGACUGCAUCGGCUUUGAACUGGACAAAAACUUCUUUGAAACGAAGCUGCAACUACUGUUCUCUCCCAUUCUGUUGUGUGUUUUUGACCGUUGCAAACCUUUCAGGCCAUCUGGUUCGGGGUUGCUGAACAGUGGACGAUUGCAGUUGACUGGCUUUGAACUCCGUGGGCAUGCCAUGUUCAGCAACCGCGGUCUCCCCCUUAAGGCCGACACAGCCGAAUACGCCUGGCUGUUAGAGGUUACUUGUGGAACAAUAAGCGGUCAGAUCACCACGCCGCAAGUUUCCUCCCUAGUUCACUGCGUGUCGAACUUUGUCUUCUCCGCUCUUGAUCCUGAGAACGCCAUCCUACCCCGAAACAGCGGCGAACUCUGCCAGCACGCUUACCAACCUGAAGAGUGUCCCGUUUGGAUUGCCAAACCACCUGGCGCAGAGACCUGUCCUACUGAAUUGGUCCUGAAAUACCGCAUGCUGCGGUUCAACUUAGACGGCGUUGAACUGGCAGUACUUGAGGCUGGUACUUGUUUGGUGAUCAUGCUGGAUGCAGUGCGAGUGGCCCGAUGUAAUCUGCAUGACGUUCAUUCUCGCGAUGCAAUAUCCGUCUUUCUUCCGCGAGUUCAGUUUCUGCAAUUGGUCAGGCCUGUUGACGACCUCAAGGACAUCGUGAAAAAAACAGCCUGA